AGAAAAUGGGCUAUGCUCUCAAUUGGUCAAGAUGUUGAUGUUUCUAUAUACAAUCUUGAUCAGAACACUCAACUGAUUGCUACCAUUGUUUUGGAGGCUGACUUUCUUCAGAAGAAGAGUGCAAGUAGUGAAGCUUAUGAUUCAGAUAAGAUGGCCCAGGAAUUCUGUAAUCAGUUUGUCAGGAGGGCUUUCAGCGUAGACCAACAGAUGGUAUUCAAAAUGCCUGAGAAGAAAUUACUGAGCUUGUUGGUGAAAGAAAUCAGUGGAGCUGACCCUUCCAUAUUAAGAGGUCAUAGUGGGUCAGGUAAAUCAGCAACACUCACAAUUGGUGAAUUGCUGAGCAACAGUCAGAUUAUAUUUGAAAAAGCAGAAAACUCGGCGCUUAAUUUAACUGGAAAGUCAAAAGUGAAAUCAGGAGCCCAAUCCAUCAUCAACCCUGAUUGGGAUUUUAAACAAAUGGGUAUUGGUGGUCUGGAUAAGGAAUUCUCCAAUAUUUUUAGGAGAGCCUUUGCGUCUCGUGUUUUCCCUCCGGAGUUUGUGGAGCAGAUUGGUGCCAAGCAUGUGAGAGGAAUACUACUAUAUGGACCACCAGGUACUGGUAAAACGUUGAUGGCUAGGACCAUUGGUAAAAUGUUAAAUGCCCGUGAACCACAAAUUGUCAAUGGACCUGAGGUUCUCAAUAAAUUUGUUGGUGAAUCAGAGGCAAAUAUUAGAAAGCUAUUUCAGGCAGCUGAAGAGGAACAAAAGAGGUGUGGUAUAAACAGUGGUCUUCAUAUUAUCAUAUUAGAUGAGAUUGAUGCCAUUUGCAAGCAGAGAGGCAGUAUGUCUGGCAGUACCGGUGUACAUGAUACUGUGGUUAACCAACUCCUCUCAAAAAUUGAUGGUGUAGAACAACUGGACAAUAUCUUACUUAUUGGAAUGACAAAUAGAAGGGAUCUAAUAGAUGAUGCAUUACUGCGACCUGGACGACUUGAAGUACAGAUGGAAAUCAGUUUGCCAGAUGAGGAGGGCAGGACUCAAAUAUUUGAGAUUUAUGUGAACAAGAUGCGAGAUAACAACAAAAUGGCUAAAGAUGUUGAUAUAAAGGAACUUGCUAUUGUAACAAAAAACUACAGUGGUGCAGAAAUUGCUGGACUGGUCAGAGCUGCACAAUCAUUGGCCAUGAAUAGGGUUAUUAAG
This is a messenger RNA of Anneissia japonica, 1179 nucleotides long. RefSeq names its product vesicle-fusing ATPase-like. Gene Ontology annotation, molecular function: ATP binding; ATP hydrolysis activity. The record is from RefSeq and is a predicted model, not a curated record. Gene Ontology annotation, cellular component: Golgi stack. Lineage: Eukaryota; Metazoa; Echinodermata; Crinoidea; Comatulida; Comatulidae. Gene Ontology annotation, biological process: SNARE complex disassembly; Golgi to plasma membrane protein transport; intra-Golgi vesicle-mediated transport.